CCACAGCCAGUACGGUAACAUUUUUGGAAAAUAAUUACCUUAUGACGACAGUAAGUGCCGCCGCUGGUCUCAUCUUAUUUGCAGCAGUUCUCUGCUUCGUCCUCAGGUUAUUCAGCAAGGCUCGCUUCAACCGUCCCGCGGACCGCAUGGCUAGUGCGGGCUCUCCGCCUACCAUGAUGUCCGCAUUCACGGGCAGCCAUGUCCUGGAUUCCAGAAGGUGUUCCAGAAGUAGUGCUGGAAGUACAGACUACAUGCCUGUAUCAAGAAGAGCCAGCUACAGUAUGCUUGCUCCUCCCUCUAGCUUAGGGUCUCGUCGGCCAAGUUCAUCAUCCAUGAGGUCUGGAUUAUCAUUUCGAACAAACUCUUCGUUUAGAGGAUAUCGAACAUCAAGAGAACCAGUCCGGCGACCUGCCUCUUCACCUGCAGACUCAUCAAUACAAUUCCCACCAAGUCCCUGUAAGGUGCCCAAUCAUAAUCCCCCUCAACAUCAUCAUCAUCAUAGUCAUCAUCCCUUACAUCACAACAGCCCAGUUGAUGAAGAUGAAUCUAUA
Parasteatoda tepidariorum (common house spider) is the source of this 551-nucleotide messenger RNA. RefSeq lists its product as uncharacterized. The record is from RefSeq and is a predicted model, not a curated record. Lineage: Eukaryota; Metazoa; Arthropoda; Arachnida; Araneae; Theridiidae.